AUGUUAAGUAAUCAAUGGAUAUCUUUUGGAGUUUUAUCACAAUCAACACCAAUGGCAUCGAACUCCUAUAAUUCGCCAUCUUUCUAUGGCUGGGGACAAUGCACCACUCAAACGUUUUUGAAUGGUUCAAACCAAAACGGUUAUGCUGGCUAUGACGGUGAUAUUAAAGAAAAUGAUCUUAUUGAGUUAAUCAUAAAUUGUGAAACAAACAAUAUUCGGUUAAUUAACCACCGCUCGACAAAGCGUUAUCAAAUACCAAUUGAUGCAAGCAAAUGUCCAUUCCCUUGGAAGUUGUCUGUUAACCUUGUUAAUAUAAACGAUCGUGUACGCAUCGUAAGAUAA
Messenger RNA from Rotaria socialis, 342 nucleotides. The record is from the annotation of a GenBank genome assembly. Lineage: Eukaryota; Metazoa; Rotifera; Eurotatoria; Philodinida; Philodinidae.